Molecule: messenger RNA, 1282 nt
Organism: Tupaia belangeri chinensis (Chinese tree shrew)
Lineage: Eukaryota; Metazoa; Chordata; Mammalia; Scandentia; Tupaiidae
Gene: KLK10
Product: kallikrein related peptidase 10
Exons: 6
Coding region: 1-855 (284 amino acids)
Biological process (GO): proteolysis
Cellular component (GO): secretory granule
Molecular function (GO): serine-type endopeptidase activity
Source: RefSeq, a predicted model, not a curated record
AUGAUCGUCGCCGUCUUCACAGCCCCAGAGACAGUGCAAAGAGCCCAGGCCUCAGGCUCUCCUCUGCCUGACCCCCUGCCCCUCACAGAGGCGGCGGCUGGGGUGAGGACCACGGAGGCGGCGCUGCUCCCCAGAAACUACACGGCCUCGAACCCCACGGCCUCUGGCGCCCCGUGCGCGCGCGGCUCGCAGCCCUGGCAGGUCUCCCUCUUCGAAGGCCUCUCGUUCCGCUGCGCCGGCGUCCUGGUGGACCAGAGCUGGGUGCUCACGGCCGCGCACUGCAGGACCAAGAAGUCACUGUGGGCCAGAGUUGGUGACGACCACCUGCUGCUCCUCCAGGGCGAACAGCUCCGCCAGACCACCCAGGCUGUCGUCCACCCCAAGUACCACCCCGGCUCAGGCCCUGUCCUGCCCAGGCGGACCGAUGAGCACGACCUCAUGAUGCUGAAGCUGGCCAGGCCUGCUGUGCUCGGGCCCAAGGUCCAGACCCUGCGGCUGCCCUACCACUGUGCCCAGCCUGGAGACCAGUGCCAGGUGGCUGGCUGGGGCACGACGGCCGCCCGGAGAGUGAAGUACAACAAGGGCCUGGCUUGCUCCCGAGUCACCGUCCUGGGCUCUAAAGAGUGCGAGGCCUUCUACCCCGGCGUGAUCACCCACAACAUGAUCUGUGCUGGGCUGGACCAGGGCCAGGACCCGUGCCAGAGUGACUCGGGCGGCCCCCUGGUCUGUGGCGAGACCCUGCAGGGCAUCCUUUCAUGGGGCGACUACCCCUGCGGCUCUACCCAGCGCCCGCCUGUCUUCAACCAGAUCUGCAAGUACUCGCCCUGGAUCGAGAGAACCAUGCGCUCCAACUGACCCGGGCGCCCAGGCCCCAUCACACCUGUGCCCUUGCUCCGGCUCUUGCCCUCCCUUCCCCACUCUCCCCUGCACCGCUGGAGCUGCUGCCACCCACCCGCCUCGGCCCUCGGCCCUCGGCCCUCUGCCCACUCCGUCCUCUGCCCUGCCAUGCUGAAGCCCAAGUGCAGAGACUGGCCACGCAGCACUGCCCAGGAAGGGAGGAAGCUGGCGGUCACAGCCUCUGACACAUGUCAGUCGCCCACCUGGCUUGUCGACCUCUCCCUGCCGUGUGACCAGGGCCGAGCCAAGCAGCCUCUCUGAGCCUUGGCUAGAAUAGGGCGAGGCUGUUUUGUGAGGGGACUGUUACGCACCGCGCGUGUGAUUUUCCCGUAAAGCCUUCCUGUGAGCACGAACGCGGUGUGAGCCCUGACUAAAUCUCCCUGUU